This is a messenger RNA of Drosophila hydei, 617 nucleotides long. RefSeq names its product eclosion hormone. The transcript has 2 exons. Lineage: Eukaryota; Metazoa; Arthropoda; Insecta; Diptera; Drosophilidae. Bases 1 to 294 code for a protein of 97 amino acids. Gene Ontology annotation, molecular function: ecdysis-triggering hormone activity. Gene Ontology annotation, biological process: neuropeptide signaling pathway; ecdysis, chitin-based cuticle. The record is from RefSeq and is a predicted model, not a curated record.
AUGUGCAGCAAGAACACCCUACUGCUGGCUAGCAUAGCGCUGGCUACUCUUUGUCUGCUGCAAUACGGAGAGGCGUUGCCCUCGAUCGGGCACUAUGGCAAGCGAUUUGAUCCCAUGGGUGGCAUUGAUUUCAUACAGAUUUGCCUCAACAAUUGCGCUCAGUGCAAGAAAAUGUUUGGAGACUACUUCCAGGGUCAGACCUGCGCCGAGUCCUGUCUCAAGUUUAAAGGCAAAGCGAUCCCCGACUGCGAAGAUAUUGGCUCCAUAGCGCCGUUUCUUAACGCGCUCGAGUAGAGCUUUCAAAGAUGCGGAGACAUCAUAUUAACAGUAUAUAUAGAUAUGUGUGUGUGUGUGUGUUUAUUCAUCGCCUGUGACUCAGACGCGUAUUUGGGUCAAUGCGAUGCGAUGCGAUGCGAUGCUUAACACGAUCUUGGCUGAUGACUACCACGACGACGACAACGACGACACUGAAACUGGCGCUUACUAUACGAUUUAAUGGCUUUAACUACAAUGCUUACCUAGAGUUUCCGGCAAGUCCUAACAUGGCUUUGCCGCACAACACGCAACUAAUGAAGUUCCUAUAGCACCUACUUAUAUACAUACUUAUCUGAAUAGUC